Knipowitschia caucasica is the source of this 1350-nucleotide messenger RNA. Lineage: Eukaryota; Metazoa; Chordata; Actinopteri; Gobiiformes; Gobiidae. The record is from the annotation of a GenBank genome assembly.
AUGUUUGACUACCUGGAGUGGGACGCCUUCGGACCGGCCGUGGAGCUCCUGGACCUGUACGCCCCCAGCUCCAGCCCGACCCCGGGGCCAGAGGGACGACAGCCCGAUCUGGCCGCGUAUUUCCCCGAACUACUGCUGGAAGCGGAGUUCUGCUCACAAUCUGUGGAAAGCCAGAGCUCCAGUUCGUGUUCGGACGACCUGCUCACCAGCCCCCGCUCGCCUCCCCCGCCGCCCCGUACCUACAAACCCUGCUUUGUCUGCCAGGACAAGUCCUCGGGGUACCACUAUGGAGUCAGCGCCUGCGAGGGCUGCAAGGGCUUCUUUCGCCGCAGCGUGCAGAAGAACAUGGUUUACACGUGUCACCGCGAACGCAACUGCAUCAUCAACAAGAUCAGUCGAAAUCGCUGCCAGUACUGCCGUCUGCAGAGGUGCUUCUCCGCCGGGAUGUCCAGAGAGUCGGUGAGAAAUGACCGUAAGCAAAAGGGUCAGAAGGAGGCGGUGAAGAUGACCAUCAUGGAGACCUACGAGCUGACUGCAGAGCUGGGGUUGAUCGUGGAGAAGAUCUGCAGAGCUCACAGAGAGACUUUCCCCUCUCUGUGUCAGCUGGGCAAGUACACCACGAAGUCUAGUGCAGAGCAGAGGAUUCAGCUGGACCUCGGGCUGUGGGACAAGUUCAGUGAACUGGCCACAAAGUGUAUCAUUAAAGUGGUGGAGUUUGCCAAACAAGUGCCAGGAUUCACCGGCCUCAGCAUCACGGAUCAGAUCACCCUGCUGAAGGCCGCCUGCCUGGACAUCCUGAUCUUGAGGAUUUGUGCGCGGUACACGCCGGACCAGGACACCAUGACGUUCUCAGAUGGACUCACGCUGACACGCACUCAGAUCCACAACGCCGGGUUCGGACCGCUCACGGACCAUGUGUUCACAUUCGCCGGACAGCUGCUGCCACUGGGGAUGGACGACACGGAGAGCGGCCUUCUCAGCGCCAUCUGCCUGGUGUCUGGAGACCGCCAGGACCUGGAGGAGCCCUCGAAGGUAGAGGUGAUCCAGGAGCCGCUGCUGGAGGCUCUGAAGGUCUACUCCCGCAGACGCAGACCCAGUGACCCCCUGCUGUUCCCCAGGGCCCUGAUGAAGAUCACUGACCUGAGGAGCAUCAGUGCCAAGGGAGCAGAGCGUGUGGUUGCCCUGAAGAUGGAGAUCCCCGGCUCGUUGCCUCCUCUGAUCGCUGAGAUGUUGGAGGACCUCGAGAACCUGCAGCUGAGUCACAGGAGAGCAGCUCCCGUUGCCCCCUCCCCCACUGCCUCCCCCACUGCCUCCCCCACACUGCACACGCUCAGUGGGAUCCAGGUCUAG